GGACCUUUAUUUUCUCUUUUAUUUUUUCUCUGAGAUACGUUACAAAUGGCUUGUAGAUCUACUGGAUUUUAUUCUGUUCUCCGGAGGUGUCGUCUGCUCAAGUUUUAUUUUCUUAAAUUUUUUUAGAACUUUAAAAAAAAACUCAGUCUCUACGCACUUGGACCCAUUUGGAAUAUUUCCUUUUUCUUUCUUAUUCUUGAGCAUCUGCUGAGUUGUUACGAGAGAAUAGAUGUUGAAAAAAUUAGUUGAGCCGUAGUGUUUUUGCGCUAUAAACAUUCUUUGAUCUAAUUUAAUCAAUUUUGCUUAAGUUUUUGUCGGUGAAUUAAAUCCGGAGAAAGGAAUGAGUAGGAACCUUUUUUUUAACCCCUGGAGUAAGGUAAAUUACUCCAAAUUUAGUGCAUAGUGUCUGGUUAUUUCUUGUUUUGAGUCUUUUCCUGCCAUUGUUGGGAUUCUUUUGGUCUCUUGUUUUUGUAUCCAUGAUGUCUUUAUGUUCAAUUCUGCUUAAUUAGACUGAAACUGCUGUAAUGGCUGGACUAAUUUUAUCAGCGUUGACUUGAAAAAGUUUCUUUUUCAAACUUGGCUGGUUUGGCUACUGAAUUUGUAUUGGAGCUAGACAUAUAUUUCAAAAUUAAGGCUUCAAUGUUGUGCUUAGGCAGGUAAUCAUGCAGGGAAAUUUGUAAUACGUCGACCACAGUAGUUUUAGGAUUCUUAGGCUGAAUAAUUUUUAGACAGUCAACCGUAAAGUAAUUUGAAUUCUAUCUUUCAACUUGAAAAACUGUUCUCCACAGUUUGUGUUGUUGUAGGCCUAAAUACCAAUUUAUGGAUUUCACUAUUUACAUCUUGGAUCUUUAGGGCAGUUAUGUAUGAGAAGGUUUGUUCUCUGUUUGUUUUGUAUCUUUAUUACAUCAUGAAGUGGUGGAUCUGUUUUGGUGGUUUUAUGUCUACUUAAUUGCCAGGUUUCUCGCAGAUAGGACUUAUCAAUAUCUAUCUUUUGAAUCUAAGUUGUACAAACUAACCAAUUGCUUUCUACCUAGGGGCAGUUUUUGCUUAAUACGACUAAUAUAAAUGGUUUUGAUGCUUGUAGGUAGUAAAACAUUUGCCAAAGAAGAAGUCCCAAAUAUUAGAUUUUUUGUACAGGCUAGAAGCGGUAAAACCAUUUUAUGGUUUGCAUUGUAUUGACAUAAAGGGGUAUCGAAGACUGCUACUUUUGCUUAAUGUUGAAUUUUGCAUACAAGUUCCGUGAAGGAUUACAAUAUUUCAAAAAUAUAUCGGACAUUAGUGGGCAUAAUUCCAUUCAUCCACCGCGCGAUCUCCUCCUAGUAGGAGAACGAAUGCGCAUAGUGGAAGAGAUCACUUUGUUUGAGGAUUCCUAGAUCUGUUGGAGUAUAAGGAUUGUCAACAAGGGCAUUAUUUUCAACAAAAAUAAUGGCAGAUUACCAUUUUGUGUACAAGGAUCUGGAAGGUGCCUCGACGCAAUGGGACGAUAUCCAGAGAAAAUUAGGGAACCUUCCUCCCAAAGCCCCUGCUUUCAAGCCCCCUUCUUUCACCCCAGCCGAAGACCCCGACUCAAAGCCCAAAGACAAGGCCUGGGUCGAUGACAAGACCGAAGAAGAACUUGAAGACCUUGAAGAUGAUCUUGACGAUGAUCGCUUCCUCCAAGAAUACAGGAAGAAGAGGUUGGCAGAGAUGAGAGAAUUAGCCAAAAUUGCGAGGUUUGGGUCAGUGAUGCCGAUUUCUGGAUCUGAUUUUGUGCGAGAAGUUUCACAAGCACCAGCAGAUGUUUGGGUUGUGGUGGUUCUUUACAAGGACGGACACGCCGAUUGUGAGCUUCUUUUGCAAUGUUUGGAAGAACUGGCUCAAAGAUAUCCGGCAACCAAGUUUGUGAAAAUUAUAUCUACUGACUGCAUUCCUAACUAUCCUGAUCAAAAUAUUCCAACUCUUUUGGUGUACAACAACAGUGCAGUCAAAGCAAACUAUGUGGGUCUCCGUAGCUUUGGUCGGAAAUGCACACCUGAAGGUGUUGCAUUAGUUCUCUGUCAGUCGGAUCCAGUUCUCAAUGAUGGUCAGGGUGGGGGUGACCAGUCUAAGAAAGAUGUUCUUGAUGGAGUCAGGAAGAGGUUUAUAGAGAAGGUUGUGACAGCGCGCGAAGAUGAUGACGGAUCUUCAAGUGAUUAGACUAGGACUUUUUCUCCCUUGUCUUGGACAGUUUAUUUCUUUUUUAUCUCCUUUAGGUUAUCUGUCAACUUAAGGUUUUGGUUUGCAACUAUGGAGAUAUUGUCUGAUAAUUUCCCCAUUAUUAUGCUUUAGUUUAGUUUUGUGGCAGGGUAUUCCAGAUCUUGAUGUGCUUGUUCCAUUUGGCUCUCAUGUACUUUUCAUUCUAGUUGCAAUGAAAAAUUAUUUUGUUUGUGGUGCUGUUUUAAA
Messenger RNA from Coffea arabica (coffee), 2421 nucleotides. NCBI's taxonomy places the organism in Eukaryota, Viridiplantae, Streptophyta, Magnoliopsida, Gentianales, Rubiaceae. The record is from RefSeq and is a predicted model, not a curated record.